Messenger RNA from Aspergillus oryzae RIB40, 684 nucleotides. RefSeq lists its product as uncharacterized. The coding region runs from base 1 to 684 and encodes 227 amino acids. NCBI's taxonomy places the organism in Eukaryota, Fungi, Ascomycota, Eurotiomycetes, Eurotiales, Aspergillaceae. The record is from RefSeq and is a predicted model, not a curated record. The transcript has a single exon.
AUGCUGAGAGGGUAUAUCCUUCCCCCAGAUGGUUCGUCACCCCCGCCGGCUCUUGACAAGAUCUGGCCGACGGUUAUGCGAACACCGUCUACAGCUGCGUAUUUGAUCUUUUGUGAUGGGGUCGAUGUAGUGGUCCUAGAAAAGGACCACAGGACAGCUCAUGUGGAGCGACAAUCCUCUUUCAUCGUCGCAACAAACAGUGACCAUGCCGCUCCCUCGGUGAGGGAAAACGGACACCAAGGAGAUCAUGCCGGUGCAGCCUUAGGCACAGGGGUAGCUGUCUCAGUCGUGGACCUCAUAGAAGAUAGCGAAGAACGGAGGAAAUUCAUGCAAGCGCACUGGGACAAGAAAGUCAGGCAGGCGAGGAAGGCUACUUCGAUCCCAGAAUGCACGUCCUCAACUGGCCGCCAAGAUCCUUUGCGACGCACUCGUGCGUCUCAGAGGUGGGGAGGCGGAUCGUCUCAUGAAUUCUUACCAAAUGGGUCCUCUUUGCCUACUCCUAGCUCGGGUAAGCUGGUGGACUUCCAAGUCACAGCCACACUGAAGGAAGUUAUUAAAUGGACGACGACAUACCCGACGACUAAUGAGAUGACCCAUUUUGCAGCGGUGAUGGAUCCCACGGAGGGAAAGGUAGUGUGGAUUAGGCGGUACUUGGAACCAUUAGUAUUCUACACACGCUAUUAG